Solanum dulcamara is the source of this 1565-nucleotide messenger RNA. Its product is annotated as isovaleryl-CoA dehydrogenase, mitochondrial. NCBI's taxonomy places the organism in Eukaryota, Viridiplantae, Streptophyta, Magnoliopsida, Solanales, Solanaceae. Gene Ontology annotation, biological process: L-leucine catabolic process. The record is from RefSeq and is a predicted model, not a curated record. The coding region runs from base 152 to 1390 and encodes 412 amino acids. Gene Ontology annotation, cellular component: mitochondrion. The transcript is spliced from 15 exons. Gene Ontology annotation, molecular function: 3-methylbutanoyl-CoA dehydrogenase activity; flavin adenine dinucleotide binding.
AAUUCAAUACUGCAAAAAAGCCUUCUCUCUGCACACGUAAAUUAGAGCUAUAAAACGAGCAAUUCCCCAUUCACCUUUCUCACUUUUCUUUCCAUUUUCAUGAAAAAAAAAUAUUAGGAUAUUAUUAUUAUUAUUAUUACCAUAAAAAAAUAUGCAUAAAUUUUUCGCAGCAAGGUCUUUGAAAUCUGCUUUAUUCAGAAUCAAGAAUCAGCAGAAGCCACAAUUUGCUGCGUUUUCAACUUCAUUACUCUUCGAUGAUACGCAGAAACAGUUUAAAGAAAGUGUGGCACAAUUUGCUCAAGAGAAUAUUGCCCCCCAUGCUGAAAAUAUAGAUAGAACGAAUUAUUUCCCUAAGGAUGUUAAUUUGUGGAAACUAAUGGGGGAUUUUAAUCUCCAUGGUAUUACGGUGCCAGAGGAAUAUGGGGGACUUGGCCUUGGUUAUCUGUAUCACUGCAUAGCCAUGGAAGAGAUUAGUCGAGCAUCAGGGUCAGUUGGCCUAUCUUAUGGUGCCCACACAAACCUAUGCAUUAAUCAGUUGGUUAGAAAUGGAACCCAUGAGCAGAAGCACAAGUAUCUACCAAAGCUAAUCAGUGGUGAGCAUGUGGGGGCUCUAGCUAUGAGUGAACCUAAUGCUGGAUCAGAUGUUGUUAGCAUGAAGUGCAAAGCUGAUCUUGUUGAGGGUGGUUAUGUUCUGAAUGGAAAUAAAAUGUGGUGCACAAAUGGUCCAACAGCUCAGACGCUGGUUAUUUAUGCAAAAACAGAUGUCUCAGCUGGUUCAAAAGGAAUCACAGCAUUCAUUAUCGAGAAGGGAAUGACAGGAUUCUCUACGGCCCAGAAAUUAGACAAACUUGGGAUGCGAGGAAGUGAUACAUGUGAGCUUGUGUUUGAGAACUGUUUCGUUCCUGAAGAAAAUGUUCUGGGGCAAGUAGGAAAAGGAGUUUAUGUCCUGAUGUCGGGGCUCGAUCUGGAAAGACUCGUUUUGGCAUCUGGUCCUGUUGGAAUUAUGCAAGCUUGUCUCGAUGUUGUUCUCCCGUAUGUUAAACAACGUGAACAAUUUGGGCGACCAAUUGGAGAAUUUCAAUUUGUACAGGGAAAAAUUGCUGACAUGUACACGUCUAUGCAAUCUUCAAGAUCUUAUCUCUAUUCUGUUGCAAGGGAAUGUGACAGCGGGACGAUUGAUACGAAGGAUUGUGCUGGUGUCAUACUCUCUGCUGCUGAAAGAGCAACCCAAGUUGCUCUUCAGGCUAUUCAGUGUCUUGGAGGCAAUGGCUACGUGAAUGAGUACCCGACUGGACGUCUUCUCCGAGAUGCCAAACUGUAUGAGAUUGGUGCAGGCACAAGUGAGAUCAGAAGAAUGAUAAUAGGCCGCGAACUCUUUAAAGAACAAUGACUUUGACAUAAAUAGUUUAUCGAGCUCGUUGGGAAAAAAGUAAAAUUUGACACACACACACACCCAUCUUUUCUUUUCAUUUUGAAUAAAAGAAAGAAAGUUAUUCCCUUUAUUUUUUGUGAAUGAACAAUGUAUUAAUUUGUCCAUUGGGGAAUAAAACCAUUAUUUCAAGGAA